Messenger RNA from Antrostomus carolinensis (chuck-will's-widow), 546 nucleotides. RefSeq names its product trafficking protein particle complex subunit 3L (gene TRAPPC3L). Gene Ontology annotation, cellular component: TRAPP complex. Bases 1 to 546 code for a protein of 181 amino acids. The record is from RefSeq and is a predicted model, not a curated record. NCBI's taxonomy places the organism in Eukaryota, Metazoa, Chordata, Aves, Caprimulgiformes, Caprimulgidae. The transcript is spliced from 5 exons. Gene Ontology annotation, biological process: Golgi vesicle transport.
AUGUCUCGGCCACAAGGAAGAAAGCAAGAGAACCACAAAAUAAGCAGAGAACUUUUGGUACUCACAUAUGGGGCUUUGGUAGCCCAGCUGUGCAAGGACUAUGAAAAAGAUGAAGAUGUCAACACCUGUUUAGAUAGAAUGGGAUAUGGCAUUGGCAUAAGGCUGAUUGAUGAUUUUUUAGCUCAUUCAGCUGUGAAAAAGUGUCGCAGUUAUUCUGAAACCGCAGAUAUGAUUGCCCAGGUUGCUUUCAAGAUGUACCUUGGGGUCACCCCUAGUGUGAGCUGCAGUAGUGCAGCAGGAAACGAAUUCUCCUUGAUCCUGGACAAAAACCCACUAGUGGACUUUGUGGAGGAGCUACCAGCAGAAAGAGCAUCACUUUGCUACUGUAACCUCCUCUGUGGCGUGAUUCGAGGUGCCUUGGAAAUGGUUCACUUAGCAGCAGAAGUUACCUUCCUCCAGGACAGGCUGAAGGGCGAUGCUGUGACAGAAAUAGGAAUUACGUUUUUAAGGAAGGCUGAAGACAGAAAGCACAAAAGAAAUAAAUGA